Molecule: messenger RNA, 918 nt
Organism: Etheostoma cragini (Arkansas darter)
Lineage: Eukaryota; Metazoa; Chordata; Actinopteri; Perciformes; Percidae
Product: interphotoreceptor matrix proteoglycan 2-like
Exons: 5
Coding region: 1-537 (178 amino acids)
Biological process (GO): visual perception
Source: RefSeq, a predicted model, not a curated record
AUGUGUAUUUGCAGGUGUCGUGUGGGGGAGAACUGGUGGUACCGCGGCGAGCGCUGCGAGGAGUUUGUCUCGGAGACGCUGGUGGUCGCCAUAGCAGUUGCCUCGGUGAUGGGCUUCCUGGCGGUGACGGGGGCCGUCCUCUUCUUCCUGUCGAGGACGCUGAGAGAGCAGUACGACGCCGAGGACUCAGAGGACCCGCUACGACAGGGCGACAGCGUGCCGACGCUGGAGCGCGCCGGCAGGUUCAACCCGGUGUUUGAGAGCGAGCCGUUGUCGCCCCGGUACUACCGUGGCUAUGACGACGAUAGAACCGGGCCGGUGUCCGCCCGGUCCUACCGUCGCUAUGACGACGGCGACGGCUGCAGAGCGCUCGCCAGCGCCGAAAUACGAAACUUCUACGAAGACAAAGCGCUCUCCAGACAGGAGAUGGAGGAGCGUGUGAGGAUCCUCCAGCUGUGCUCCACAGAUGAACACUUUGCAGACUUUGUGCGACAGACUCAAGCAUUCCUGGAGAGGAGAGCAGGCGCCGACACAUAAAGUCCUCCAGAAACCUGCCUUCGUCUCUGAUUGGUUUGGCCGCCUCGCUGAGCCCUCGACGUCGCUAGUUUACGGUCGUCUCCAUGACGACUCGGCUCAUUUUAAAGCCACCAAUCAGCUGCUUAACAAACCCGAUUGUUUACAUUUCUCAACCAAUUCUGAAUGAUUAACUCGGUUCAUCGCCAUGGAAACACAAACAGAAGAUUCUACCACCCUGUUGUUUUUGUUGUUGUUUUUGUUGCUGUUUUUGUUGUUGUUGUUUUUGCUCCACAGUUAAAGAAACAUUCAGACUUUUUUUGGCCGGGUUUAAAACUAAAGUGUGUGUGUUUGUGUGUGUGCGCGCGUACGUGUGUGUAUCUCUCUGUGUGUGUGUGUGUGUGU